AGUACUGGGAACAGGGAUGUGAGGAAAGAAAUUGAGACCGCGUAAAGUAAGUAAGGGGUGAGAAAGAGAGACCGCAGUCUCUGGCCAGAAAGGAGGCUGAGACCAAGAGAGGCACUGCACAGUGCACACAUUAUUCCCGCCGCGCCACUCUCUCACUGUUUCUUCCACUCCUAACUUCUCAGAUCUUCUUCUUCAUCUCUUCCUCUUUUCUCUUCGCUGAUUGUUUGAACUUAGAGAGCUUCUCUGAUGGAACAGUACGAGAAGGUUGAGAAGAUAGGUGAAGGCACCUACGGCGUCGUUUACAAGGCUCGUGACCGCGUCACCAACGAGACCAUCGCAUUGAAGAAGAUUCGCCUCGAGCAGGAAGACGAGGGCGUUCCCAGCACCGCCAUUCGGGAGAUUUCUCUCUUGAAAGAAAUGCAGCACAGGAACAUUGUUAGGUUGCAGGAUGUAGUACACAGUGAGAAGCGUUUGUAUCUGGUUUUUGAGUACCUUGACUUGGAUCUAAAGAAGCACAUGGACUCAUCUCCAGAAUUUGCAAAAGAUCUACGACAAGUAAAAAUGUUCCUUUACCAAAUUCUCUGUGGCAUUGCUUACUGUCAUUCACAUAGAGUUCUUCAUCGUGACUUAAAACCACAGAAUUUGUUGAUAGAUCGUAGCACUAAUGCACUAAAGCUUGCAGAUUUUGGAUUGGCUAGGGCAUUUGGAAUUCCUGUUAGAACAUUUACACAUGAGGUGGUAACACUGUGGUACAGAGCUCCAGAAAUUUUGCUUGGAUCCCGUCAUUAUUCUACUCCAGUUGAUAUUUGGUCAGUGGGAUGCAUAUUUGCAGAGAUGGUAAAUCAACGUCCUCUUUUUGCUGGGGACUCUGAGAUUGAUGAGUUGUUUAAAAUAUUCAGAAUCAUGGGUACACCAAAUGAAGAUAUAUGGCCUGGAGUUACAUCAUUGCCUGAUUUUAAAUCAGCCUUUCCCAAGUGGCCGCCCAAGGACCUGAAAACUGUGGUUCCAAAUCUUGAGCCAGCUGGUCUUGAUCUUCUUUCUAACAUGCUUUGCUUGGACCCCAGCAAAAGAAUUACUGCCAGGAGCGCUCUUGAACAUGAAUAUUUCAAAGACAUUAAAUUUGUACCCUGAUUUAUUAUCUUCGAGGCUGAGGUGUCUAUAUAUGUGUAUGGGUGAGUCAGAAACGUGUGCUAUCCUUGCUUUUUUCUUGUUGGGACCGAACCAUAUUUCAUUUAUUUGUUCUUACAUAUUUGUUUUAGGUUCGGCAUGAGUGUGAUUUUAUUACCUAUACUAUUUCUCUUUUCAUGUUUUAGUCUCGAUGCAAUGCAACAAGCAAAAUUCUCGUUUGCUUGAUGUGUGACAUGCCUAGUGCUAAAUGCUGCUUGUAAAACUAUUAGGUACUUCCGUAGGCUGGAGCAUUUAAAAUUGACUCCCGUUCAAGUCUGUAAGCUACUUCUAUCUGCUGUCAAAUUGGUAUCAGGACAUCAAAACAUAUAAUUCAUCAAUGUAUGAUUAAAUUAUCUGAUAU
Messenger RNA from Cajanus cajan (pigeon pea), 1528 nucleotides. Its product is annotated as cell division control protein 2 homolog. Gene Ontology annotation, cellular component: cyclin-dependent protein kinase holoenzyme complex; nucleus; cytoplasm. Gene Ontology annotation, biological process: regulation of gene expression; regulation of meiotic cell cycle; G1/S transition of mitotic cell cycle. The record is from RefSeq and is a predicted model, not a curated record. Lineage: Eukaryota; Viridiplantae; Streptophyta; Magnoliopsida; Fabales; Fabaceae. Gene Ontology annotation, molecular function: cyclin binding; cyclin-dependent protein serine/threonine kinase activity; ATP binding.